Molecule: messenger RNA, 2043 nt
Organism: Ectocarpus siliculosus
Lineage: Eukaryota; Phaeophyceae; Ectocarpales; Ectocarpaceae
Source: the annotation of a GenBank genome assembly
AUGCCUCGGUUCCGUAGAAACAACAAUAACAACAACACCGGGUCCAAGCGCAUCGAUCCUCAGCAGGCAAACGCUACUGACAACCCGCAAAGCCCAAGGUUCGUCGGGGCUGUCGAUCAUCCCGCUUCGUCGUCAACCGCACCGGUAUCCGAGUUGUCAUCUCGCGCGCAGGGGCGAGGGUACGGGCAGCAAGGAGCUUCUUCUUCCGCCUUCAGCAGACCGCGGCACCCGAAAGGCAACAAGUCGUCGAGUUCAGGGUGGACUAGCUCAACCAGCGGCAGGUGGGGCCGGCUCGGGAAGGUCAAGUUCCCCACGUGGAAAUCGACCUCGUCGGAGACGCCGUCUGAAACCGACCGCAAGCGCAAAGCCCAAGGCGGUGCACCCCGUAUCGGAUCUGCAAGCGUCGGGGCACCUAGUGUUUCUGGUGGAAGUGGCAGCAUGAGCUCCUCACGGCAGCAUGGGUUCGGGCGUAUGGUCGCCGACAGAUACGAGAUUCUGGACACCCUCGGCCAUGGUUACAGCGGAAAGGGCGAGACGGUGGCCCUCAAGGUCAUGGACAAGCUCGACCCCCGCGACCCGAGCUACUACCGUAGGUCCAGCAGGCUCAACGAUGAGGUCCUUGCGAUGCAGAGAUGUGGGUCCCACGAGCACACGGUGUCGCUGAUCAGGGCUAUGUUCGACGCGACUUACCCCAGGCGGAACGGCGACCUUACGAAUGCACCCAUCCUGGUGUUAGAGUUGUGCGAGAAGGGAGAGCUGUUCGAGUUACUGUCUCAGCCGGGCGGCUUCCCCCCUAUAGUGUGCAAGGAGUACUUCAGGCAGCUCAUGUGUGGCGUCAAGUUCUGCCACGAUAAUGGCGUGUGUCACCGCGACCUAAAGCCGGAGAACCUGCUUUUGGACUCUGACUUCACUCUCAAGAUUGCUGAUUUCGGGUUCGCAGCUUUGGGGCGGGAGCGCAUGAUUUGCAGCAGCAUCGUGGGAUCGAGGACCUACAUGGCCCCGGAGGUUCUCAACCUGGGGCAAAGCUACGCUUACGGCGACGACGCGGCGUACGACGCAACUAAGGCGGACGUUUGGAGCUCGGGCGUGAUCCUGUUCACGAUGCUGGCAGGCCACCCCCCGAUGGAAAAGGCGAACGAGUCAGACUGGUGGUUCCGGGCUCUCAAGCUCGGUCGACAGGACCUGUUCUGGCAAAGCCACCAGAACACAGCUCCCCUGUUACCCGAAGACGCCAAGCACCUUAUUCAGGCCAUGCUCACGGUCAAUCCCGCACACCGGAUCAAUGUCGACCAGAUAAUGAAUCACCCUUACGUGGUGGCCGCUCCGCGGGGUGCCUUCUGGAAAGGAAGGCCUGAGGAUCCCCGGGCGGUGCUCCGCGAGAAAAUGCAGGAGUUGUACGAGCAGUCGAUGGCGUCAAAGCGCCUGUGCACCGUGCCCAGCAGCAGCAGGGGCACCGCAGAUUCCGCCGGCCCCGAGGGCUCGGGGUCCCCGUCGGCUGGUUCGGGGGCCCCGGGUCGGGGGUCGGCCGGGUACGUGGAAAACCCCCACGACCGCCCGACGUGGAGGGGGCCCGGGGACGAUCUGUUCGAGGUGCCUACCAUGUUGGAGGAGGAUGCGGCCAAGGUAACCGGGGGCUUCAUGGCGACCGGAGACUUGAAGAACCUCGUGAAGGCGGUGGAGCAGGCUCUGUUCGAGCUGGGGGCCGAGGAAAACGGCCUGAGGACCUUCAGGCAGACGGCCAAGGUGUCCGCCGUCAUCCCGGAGGACCCCAAGCUCGGAAGCGGGCGCGUGGGCGUGGUCGCCAAGGUGUUCCGGGUCGUCUCGCGGCGGGAGGUCGAGGGCUCCGCAGGAGGAGGGGGGGGCGGGGCGACGACGACCGAGGCGGACUGCUUCGUGGUGGUUCUCCGGAGAAAGCGGGGCGAUUACUACCGCUACCGGAAGGUGGAGGAGUUGCUCGUGGCUCGCCUCACGACGAAAGACAUGAACGUGCACGACAGAGACGUGAUGGAACAAAGCGGCGUCAACAUGUCGCCCAUGCCAUGA